Molecule: messenger RNA, 3936 nt
Organism: Paramecium tetraurelia
Lineage: Eukaryota; Ciliophora; Oligohymenophorea; Peniculida; Parameciidae
Exons: 3
Biological process (GO): tubulin complex assembly; microtubule cytoskeleton organization; post-chaperonin tubulin folding pathway
Molecular function (GO): beta-tubulin binding; GTPase activator activity
Source: RefSeq, a predicted model, not a curated record
AUGGCAUUUUACUAUGAAUCAGAAGAUCUGAAUUUAAGGAAGAAAUACAAUAACUUGUAGUAUGAUGAAAUAGAAGAGGAAGAUAAAUAAAAUCUCGCAUAUAGUAUUUCAGAAUAAGAAAUGACAAAUAAGCAACAUGAAGAAUAAUUGUAAUUGGAUUUUGAAAUAAUAAUGAAGGAUAUAAAAAAUAUGUGUGUUUAUUUUACAUAAAAAUUCAUUGUGUAAAAUGAAAAUAAUCCUCAAUUACAGAAAUUUCCAUUUAUUAAAGUAAAAAAUAGAGUAUGUCACAUAUUUGAAAAAUACCAAGAAUAAAAUACAUUACUAGAUUCUAUUUUAGAAUAGAUUUGUGUGAGUUUUAUGGAUGUAGUAAAAGUUUAUGUGCUAAAAAAUGUUAAUAAUGUUGGGGUAAGUAGCUGUGAAGAAUUUCACAACAUUUGUGAUACAAUUUAUAUUCUUACAAAAGUGAGAGGAAUAAGAACAAUCAGCAGAUACUGUCCACAUGAAGUCUGCAAUUUGGAACCAGUUGUUAUGUAUUUGUAACAUUGCUCAACAGAUCUUAAUUAGAAUUGGGAAACUAAAUAUGUUAUUCUCAUGUGGUUAAGCAUAAUAGUUUUAGUUCCAUUUGAUUUAAAUUCAAUUGAUUCUUAAAUCUUUAAUGCCAUUUAAGACACUUUCACAUCAAGCAAUACGAUAAUAACAUCAUUGUUAAAUUUGGGAGUCAAUUAUUUAAAAUCAUCCACAAAAUUAAGAAACAUGGGAGCACUAUAUUUGUCUAAAUUAUUCAGUAGAACAGAUAUAUUGAAAUGCAAUCUAUUAGAAUAAUUUUUAAAUUGGAGUGUCAAAUAAAUUCAUGAAUUGCAAGAUAAUAUUCUUAAUACUUUUUAUAUAACAGGAAUCCUGGAAACUUUGGUAGAAAUUCUGAAAGUUGUUCAAAGAGAUGUGUUGAAGAAUAAUUUAUAUAUUUUAUUGCCUUUACUCAACUUGAAAUAAUAAGGUACAUUAAUAAACUUGUUUCUAACCAAAUUAACUUAGAGAAUUGGAUUAGUUUAUUUAAGACCAAGAGUUGUUAGUUGGACAUACAAAAAAGGCACAACAAAUCUAUAAUAAACAUUAACAAUCAUUGAUUAUUCAAGAAUUGUCACCAACUCAUAAAUAUCCAAAACAAACUAAUAAUUACAAUAAUAAUAAUAGUCAAAUAUUUAACUAGAGGAUGUUGAUUAUUUCAUUGAUGUUGAUUAGGAAGGCUUAGAAACUGUUGUAGAUACUUUGUUAUAAUAAAUAAUAAAUAAGGAUACUGUUGUUAGAUGGUCAGCCGCUAAGGGUAUAGGCAGAAUAUGUGCUAGAUUGAAUUUAGAUUAAGCAGAUGAUAUUUUUGAUUCAUUAAUCAACACAUGCUUCACUCCAAUCAAUGGAGACACUGCCUGGCAUGGUGGUUGUCUAGCGUUAGGAGAAUUAUGUAGAAGAGGACUAAUUCUUGAAAAUAAAUUAGAAUCCAUCAUUCCUAUUAUUUGCAAAGCCUUGAUUUUUGAGUAGAAUCAAGGAGGUUAUAGUAUUGGUGUAAAUGUCAGAGAUUCAGCAUGUUUCAUUGCUUGGUCUGCUGCUAGGGCUUAUGAUCCUGAAAUAUUAAAAAAUCAUGUCCUUGCUUUGGCUUAACAUUUAGUAAUUGUUAUGAUUUUCGAUCGAGAAGUAAAUGUUAGAAGAGCAGCAUCAAGUACUUUCUAAGAAUUAGUUGGAAGGUGUCCUAAUAUUAUACCACAUGGUAUAAGCAUAUUAACAGAAGCGGAUUAUUUUUCAUUGGCUAUGAUUCAUAAUGCCUAUUUAAGAAUUGCUCCAUUCGUAGCUUCCUAUCCAGAAUACUUUAAAUAGAUGGUUGAUCAUUUAGCUUUUAUUAAGAUAGCAAGUCAAGAUAAAGAAGUUAGAAAAUUGGCAGCCAAAAGUUUAGGAAGAUUGCUUGUGUUGAAUCCAACCUAUUUCAAGGAGAAUUUGAUUUAUGAAAGCAUUUUAAAAAUGGUUAAAUUACAAUCCCUGAAUUCAAAACAUGGUGCCUUAUUUGCUUUGGGAGAUUUACUUAUUGCAUAAUCAGGAAAUAUCACUAAGAACUCAGAGGAAAAGGAGUUAAAGGAUUCAGUUUUCCUUAGGACAUUAACUAAAAAUGAAAGAUAAUUAGCAAAAGCUGGAGAACACAUAACAAUUUUCAAAUCAUAAUAUGAGUAAUUAUUAUAAGCCGAAAAUAUGAAUUUACUUUCAGAAGAAAUCAUAGAUGAGAUCAUGCAAAUACCAAAAAUAUUAGAGGACUCUUUAAAAGGAAAGAGUGGAGAAUAAAUUAGAAUAGCUGCCUAUAGAUUAAUUGAAUGCAUCUCUAUUUCUAAAUUACCACUUUAAAUAGAUCAACAUGCUUAUUAUUUGAAAUUUAUUGAAGAUGGUUUAAAGAAUCCUUUGGAAGAAAUACAGAUAUCAGCAGCCAAAGCUUUAAGAUUAUUAAGCAAUCAAUAUCAAACAUAAGGUCAAUACUUAAUAGAUGGUAAAGAAUUCUUAAAAAGAGUCAUAAAAUAAUUGCAUCAAAAGUCAACUACUGUUCAAGUACUGAUAUAGGGAGGUUAUGCUUAAAGUGUUGGAUCUUUUUCACCUUAGGUAUUACAUAAUGAAGAUCUAAGUAUAUUGUACACAAUUGGUCUUUCAAAGAAAAGAGCUAAAUUAACAAGUUGGAGUAUUGAUCCAGACACUAGAAAGUUUGCCAUAAAGUCUCUUGGACAAAGCAUUAUUAAUUAAUUGAACAAUAAUUAUAAUUGUGAAGCUCAACUCUUACCUGUUAUUGAUUGCAUACUUUAUGCAAUGUUAGAUUACACAGUGAAUAAAAAAGGAGAUGUAGGGUUAUUCAUUAGAGAAAAUUCAAUAAUUGCUAUUUAAUCAAUUUUAGUUUGUUAUGUAGGUUAUAUUGAAAGAAAUCAUAUAGGAAAUAUUAUCAUAAAUGAAUAAUGUAUUAUCAAAAUUAUUGGGCAAUUAUUAUAGUAAUUAUGUGAAAAGAUUGAUAGAGUCAGAUUACUAGCUGGUAGUGUGUUGUAGGAUUUGUUUAAAUCUGUAUUUCCUAAAUUAUAAAGGUUUGAAAAUUAUGAAUAAAUAUCUACAAUAUUCUCAACUGCUAACUUAUAAGAGACUAUAAUAAAAGAUUAAGAAAGAGUGGAUCAAACCUUCUAAAGUGAAAUUAUUGAGGCUGAAAUUAAAAACCUAAAAGAUGUUCUAUAAACCAUAGGAAAAACAGAUCUAAUUUAUCAUUGGAAUCUACCACAUUGCUGUUAUCGAUUAAUAGUUCCCAUUCUUGCAUAUCCUACAUUUUGUAGAUACAUCCUAACCGGAUUGUGUAUUAGCGUUGGAGGGAUUAGUGAAUCAAUAUAGAAAUUUAGUGAAGAAGCAUUAAUGUAAUAUAUACAUCUGAAUCAAAAUCUUGAUCUUCUAAUGACCAAUUUGAUUGAAAUUCUUAAAUUAUAUGCAUUAGAUGAAAGAGUUGUUAUUCCAUUAUUUAAAACAGCUUCACUUGUUUUACAAAAGGAGGAAAUACAAUCAUUACCUAUAAUUAAAUAGUAAACUGAAAUUCUAUUCCAAUUAAUUUACAAAGAAACUCAUAAAACUCAAUCAAUAAAUAAAUUAUCUGCAAGUGUUCAAUUAAUCAUCGAUAUUUUAUCAGUCAAUCCAGAAUUGUUUCAUCACAUUAUUUAACAUAUCUUUGAAAUAUUAACUAGCGAUUUACCUAAAGUAAGAAAACAAUUGGCAGAAGCAUUUUACUUGUACUUGUUAUCGCAUGAUAAUGAAGAGUUGAUAUCUACGGAUAAUAAUUGUUUAUUAUAGGAUUAUCUAUUAGAAACUGAUUGGCUAUCUGAAGAAUUAGAUAAAAAUAUUGAAGAGUGUAGAAGUUAAUUGAAGCAAUUAUUAAGUUUAUGA